Messenger RNA from Cucurbita maxima (winter squash), 1329 nucleotides. Its product is annotated as UDP-glucose iridoid glucosyltransferase-like. Gene Ontology annotation, molecular function: UDP-glycosyltransferase activity. The record is from RefSeq and is a predicted model, not a curated record. Lineage: Eukaryota; Viridiplantae; Streptophyta; Magnoliopsida; Cucurbitales; Cucurbitaceae.
CAAAUUAUGGAGAGCUCACGGGUGAAACGCCGCCGUUUACUGAUGGUGCCAUGUCCAUACCAAGGCCACAUAAACCCAAUGCUUCAUCUAGCCACAUUCCUUCACCAAAACGGCUUCUCAAUAACCAUAGCCCACACAUUCUUCAACUCUCCCCACCCCUAUCGUCACCCGGAGUUCACCUUCCUCCCCCUCAACGACAGUAUCACCGCCGACCACGUGUCCUCAUGGGAUCUGGCGUCAGUCUUGCUAGCCAUCAACGAGAAUUGCAAGGGGAGCUUGGAGGAGGCAAUGGCGGCUAUGGCUGGAGGAGAUGGGGAGGAAUCAAGUGAGGUCGUGUGUAUAAUACACGAUGAGCUUAUGUAUUAUUGUGAAGGUGUAGCCAGCCGUUUUGGGGUUAGGAGUUUGGUGUUGCGGACCACAAGCGCCGCUACUUGCGUCAGCCGGUGUGCGGUUCUGAACCUUCACGCCGCCGGGUUUGAGGAGGAGAUACCGGCGGAGCUUCAUCCCUUGAGAUUAAAGGACUUGCCACUUCCGGCGACUUCAGAUUUCACCAAGUUCCACGAGCUAGUUAUUAAUAUGUACACUAUAACCACAGCUAAAGCUGUGAUUUGGAACACAAUGCCAUGGCUCGAGCCAUCUGAGCUCAACCAAAUCAAGGCCAAAUUUUGCCAAAUACCCAUCUUCCCAAUCGCCCCAAUCCACAAGAUUUCCCCAACCUCCUCCUCCUCAAGCUUGCUCAAAGAGGACUCCACCUGCCUCUCAUGGCUCGACAAACAACCUCCCAAAUCAGUCAUCUAUGUCAGCUUGGGAAGCGUAGCCUUAUUAACAAAGGAAGAGGUGGAAGAGAUGGGUUGGGGGUUGGUGAAUAGCAACCAGCCAUUCUUGUGGGUGGUUCGACCAGGGUCGGUUCGUGGGUCGGAUGCGAUCGAGCUUGUUUUGAAAGAGGUUGAAGAGAAGGUUGGAGAUAGAGGGUGCAUUGUGCAAUGGGCUCCUCAAAAGGAAGUGUUGGGUCAUGGAGGCGUUGGUGGGUUUUGGAGCCAUUGUGGGUGGAAUUCUACGCUUGAGAGCUUGAGUGAGGGUGUUCCAUUGCUGUGUAGGGCGUUUUCAGGGGAUCAGAGAGUGAAUGCUAGGUAUAUUAGCUGUGUGUGGGGAGUGGGGUUGACUUUGGAAGGUGAGUUGGAUAGGAAGGAAGUGGAAAAGGUUAUUAGAAGAGUGAUGGUGGAAGAAGAAGGGAGGAAGAUGAAGGAAAGAGCUAUGGAUUUCAAGAGAAGAAUUGAAGAUAGUUUAAAGGAAGAUAGGUCUUCUUCUUGUGACUUAAAAGAUCGGUAG